UUUUUGAAUAUUAGUCAGUACAAGACUAGCAAUAAGCCUGUUAGUCAAUACAAGCUCUAUCCAACGAACUAUCAUUUGUCUGCUUGAAAACUUCCUUUUGAAUGGACUUCCGAUUUUCCCAUUUCCGAACACAUCUAGCUGUUCCUAUCCACUUUUUAACUGGGUAAUGGGGGCCACAAACCGAAAUAUUACCCCUUUGAUUUUUAAUUAAAUUUUCUUUUUAAGUAUUUAUAAAUAGAGAAGAAUAUAUAAUUUAAAAGAAAAUGGCGCAGAAAGUUAAUGUUAAUCGUAAUGUGCAAGAUCCCUUCUAUCGCUAUAAAAUGCCACGCCUUUUGGCCAAAGUUGAGGGAAAAGGAAAUGGAAUUAAAACUGUUGUUGCUAAUAUGCCUGAAAUUGCUAAGGCACUCUCUCGCCCUCCAACUUAUCCAACAAAAUAUUUUGGCUGUGAGCUCGGUGCUCAAACAUAUUUUGACUUUAAGAAUGACCGUUACAUUGUUAAUGGGGAACACGAUGCUUCAAAACUUCAAGAAUUAUUGGAUGGGUUUAUUAAAAAAUUUGUUUUGUGCCCAGCAUGUGACAAUCCUGAAACUGUUUUGACAGUCAAAAAACAAGUCAUUUAUGCCAAGUGUAAAGCUUGUGGACAUGGAUAUCAAGUCGAUCCAAAACAAAAAUUGUCUGCUUAUAUUCUUAAAAAUCCUCCAACGAGUGAAGAAAGUAAUGGAGACGGGAAAAAUGCUAAUAAUAAUAAUAACGAUUCUGGCUCUCCUCCAACAGAAGCGGGGGAAGAUGGAAAUUUGGAAGAAGACAAUGGGACGGUUAAUGGAGCUGUUCGUGGAGGGAGUGGGUCGUUGGAUGAGGAGGAUGAUGACGAUUGGGCACCUGAAGUUAUUGAAGCUGAGAAGCUUAGUGGAGAGAUGAGUAAAAUGGUUGUGGACAAAGAUUUGGACAAAUCUAUUGACGAUCGUCUUGAUAUGCUUCUUGCUUAUUUCCAACAGGCUCUAAAUGAUGGAACAAUCCAGGAUGGAAAGAAAAUGUUAAAUGAAGCUGAACGUUUAGAAUUAAAGAAUAAAGCUUCUCUUUUAUUGGCGAAUGUUUUGUUUACGGAAGAUUUGGUUCAACAAAUUAAACAAUAUCGAAAUUUGCUUCUUCGUUUUUGCAUGAAUGAUGCUAAGGCACAGCGCCAUCUUCUUGGAGGUAUUGAACAAAAAGUUUUGGCAAAAAAGGAUGUUUUGCUUCCAAAAACGGCUCAUAUAAUAAAAGCUCUAUAUGACAAUGAUAUUUGUGAUGAAGAAGUUUUGCUUUCUUGGGGGAAAAAGCCAAGUAGCAAAUAUGUCAAAAAAGAUUUUGCAAAAGAAAUGAUUAAAGUAGCCCAGCCAGUGCUAAUUUGGCUUGAAGAGGCUGAGGAAGGCUCUGAAAGUGAUAAUAAUGAUGAAGAUAUUGCUGUAGCUUUUGAUGAUCGUAGUCGUGUUGUUGGGACUGUUGUUGAAAAUAGAAAGGAGGAGGGAACAGCCAAAAAAGGUUUGGAUAAGGAGGAGGAGGGAGAAGGGGAUGUUGACAUUGACAAUAUUUAA
Molecule: messenger RNA, 1571 nt
Organism: Meloidogyne enterolobii
Lineage: Eukaryota; Metazoa; Nematoda; Chromadorea; Rhabditida; Meloidogynidae
Source: the annotation of a GenBank genome assembly